GUUGCAUUCUGAGUUUACUUCCAUAGGCAGAACUGGACUGGACACAUCCUUGCAAUUUUUUUAUUUCAUUUUUUUUUAUUGUUAUUACUCGACUGCAAUCCAUUCAUCGCUAUGCCUGUCUCUGUCGACGAUCCAUUCUUGCUUACCAGCUACUCUUCGACUUCACAUCGGCACCAAAAACUCCAGGCAGUCCAUUGCACACCUGAGCAAAGAAACGUUGUACAAGUCAAAUCGGAGGAGGAGCAUGGCUCCUGUUUGCUUGCAGUGGCCGUGCAGGGCGAAGGUGUUCAGCUCUUCAAUACAGCGGAUCAGAAAUGUGUUUUCUCUUAUUCCGCAGCGCCUGGAUACUCAUUUACAGGAUCGGCUCAAACAAUCCAAAAAUCCGGAAAGCUUCGUCAUGUCUAUGCUGUCAUUGCCAAGGGCACAGAUGUCCCCACAAAGGAGGAAGGCAAAGUCGUUUGGAGGUGGGUGGAUGAAACCUCAACUGCUUCAGAUCCCUCAAUCCUCAACAACAACGAUGUCAUAGAAAGCGUUAGAAAGCCUUCGAGUGCUCGUAAGACGGUCCAUAAGUUUGAAAGUGAGAUCUAUCAAUUGUUCGUGUCAUCAUUGCUCCCUAAUCACGCCGUGUUAGUAAAUAAGGACGGUAGUCUGGUGCUCGUUACUGAGGAUAUGAAACGAAUAGUUAGUAGCAGUAAAGUUCACAGUGCACCUGGAGCAAAGGCCAAUAAGAAAGAUAAAAAGGACAAAAGUACUCAGGAUCGAUCAAAUACAGUACUCUGGGCGACCACUUAUAAUACAACUGGUUCCUGGAUUCCCACAAGUUCGUUGCCUCGCGAGACUCUGAUCGUCAUGACUGUUGUAGAGCCUUCUGUAGAAACAAUGGUUAUAACAUUGUCCUAUGUCAAUAAGGAACAACGUGGAUUUACUGAGUUCGGUCAAGUAGAAUUGAAGUCUACUACUGGAUCCCCAAGCUUCGCUUUUGACGCCGUAACAGGACAGUUCUCUUUCUUGACUGCCUCGGGUGAACUAAAAAUCUAUCAAGUUGCAGUGGAUCAAGUAGACCAUACUUUAAGUGCCAUAGAAACUUUGACACUACCCCUUCCUGGGUAUGCAGCUAUAUCUACUGCCAGAACGGGGGUUGACCCAUUGUUGCAGAGUGUCGAUACCAUCGCUCUCGGUGACAAUUACCUCGCAGUUGCUGGAAUUCAUAAUAACAAUGACAAACCGGAACUGGUAUUAACUAUUUGGGAUAUUCAGUACGGAACUCUUCAAGCAAAACACCUUUUUCCUGGAGUAUUCAGUCUUCAAAAUUCUACUUGUCAGCUGGCCCUUCUUCCGGGAUCUGUCCUUGUCAUUACUAUAUCCACAACAAUCAAUACCACUGUGAAAUCCGAUGUUUAUCUCUGUCAUUUUUAUGCAGAACCAAUGUCGCUUCUCGGUGCUAUGGGCAGGAUGAAGGAUACGACCCCCUUUCUUGGACAAUCAGGAGCCAUCGCACAGGAUGCCUACACAUCUACAACCACAUCGCUCCUCGUUCCUUCCGAUACCAAUGCCAUUGUCAAGGGCAGUGACUUGACAAAGGGCAAGGAUGAAUUUGAAAAGCAAUUUGAAGCAGCUCAAAUGGAAGAGAAAAAGGUUCUGGAGGCACUGGCGUCAAAAUCACAUGCAGGAGAUGCGCAGGCAUUUGAGGAAGUCUUCUUCAAGUAUAUGGACCAACAGACGGCUGCAGCUAGGGAUGAUGUUCUGAAGCGACAUGGUGUCAGUGCUGACGAAGUCAAAGAGGCUGUCGAGGCGACAAAGAGGCGGAAAGCAGAAACCAAAAAGCUGUUGCAGCAACAGCAAUCAAACCAGAAAAAAGAUGAUAGCGAUCAAAAGAUGGAAGUUGAUAAUGAACCAGCUGUCAAGGAUAAUGCAGUGACCAUCCAACUCGAUAAAGCUGCGAGGAAGAAGCUGAAGAAAAAGGAGGCUAAUGCCGCGAAAGCAGCUUCCAAGGAAGCUACCAAGGCUGACAAUGAGGCUGGGAAGGAUGGUUCAAAGAAGGCCACCAAGGCAUCCACUAAAAAAAGCAAACCUGUUGCAAAGGAGGCUGCCAACGAAGAUGGAUCAUCUUCUGAAUCUUCUUCAGACGAGGAUGAUGAGAACCAGGUUGUUGUGUUAAGUUCAGACGAUGAGAAUAAAGAGGAGGAAGAUGAAACUGAGUACAAGGCGGAUUUAGAAGAAGAACAUCGCUUAGAAGCCCACAGAGACGCUGUCGAACAAUGGCGUAAGAUUGAGGCGGAUGCAAUCAAAAACUACAAUGAGCAGCGCCGUCUCUUGGCUGUUGGUCGUGCGCCAAUUCCUCCUCCAGAACUCUCCCAUCACUUUGUCAUCACAGUUAUCAGCUACUGUUUCCCUCAUUUACCCAAUGGUCAGCCCGACAUGAGCUUCUGGCCGAGCAAGGUAAUUAAGUUUAUGAUCGAGCAUCAGUUGGUCGGGAAUGCUAAUCCUGGAGCAGGCCAGGCUGGUAUUGCUUUAAAUCUGAUGGAGCGUGGACAAUGGCACCUGCUGGAGCUUGCGUUCAAGAAGUUGUAUGAUAUCCCCGAAGGGGAUAUGAUUGUGAUGUUGAAGCAGGUUAUUAGCCUGAAUAGAAAGACAUCCAUCUCAACAUCUGCAAGAUCUCAGAAUGCAACAGGGAUAUCGGGAGUAGUAUCGCAAUCGUUGUCAUCGUCAACAACAACAAAAUCAAAAAUUACUUCAACAUCAAUACCGGAUAUUCCCUACUUCUUGAAUUUGAUUAUGACUGCACCAAGGAAUGAGAUCUUUAUGCAGCAGGCGCUUAAAAAGCUGACUGUAGAAGAGCUUACAGUUGUUCUUGAGAUCUUGAAGGGCUGGAUCGAUAUCUGGGAUGUGCGUGGAGGCAUCGGUCAUCAAAACCAGCGUGCGGACAAGAAGCAGCUUCCAGGAGGACUUCCCGGAUAUGGAAUAAUUGUGGACUUUACAACUAUGAUCAUGGAUGUUCAUUUCCCGCUGUUGAUUUUAUCGGCUCAUCUUCAUCCUGUUCUCAAGUCCAUUCAAACAUCCAUGCAGCGUGAGACUCAAAUAUCGAACGAGCUUGAGAAGGCCUUGCGUGGACCGUUGGGGCUGUUUGAUCGUAAGCACAAGGAGAUGAUUCGUCGUAAAAAAGAGUUUUCUGUUGCUGGAUUUGCUUCAUCAGGAAAUCAUGGUAUUAUCACAGCAGCAGGUGGUGUCUCAACAGACAAGAGGAGGAGACGUAAAUGGGAGGGUGGUGAAGGCAUUCCCGAUUAUGCAGUCGAGAUUAUUCAUUUGUAA
This is a messenger RNA of Lobosporangium transversale, 3309 nucleotides long. RefSeq lists its product as hypothetical. Gene Ontology annotation, cellular component: nucleolus. Gene Ontology annotation, biological process: maturation of SSU-rRNA. The coding region runs from base 112 to 3309 and encodes 1065 amino acids. NCBI's taxonomy places the organism in Eukaryota, Fungi, Mortierellomycota, Mortierellomycetes, Mortierellales, Mortierellaceae. Gene Ontology annotation, molecular function: RNA binding. The transcript has 6 exons. The record is from RefSeq and is a predicted model, not a curated record.